Molecule: messenger RNA, 742 nt
Organism: Rubroshorea leprosula
Lineage: Eukaryota; Viridiplantae; Streptophyta; Magnoliopsida; Malvales; Dipterocarpaceae
Source: the annotation of a GenBank genome assembly
CCGCAAAUUUCGAAAGUUCCCGCUUCCCCCCUCUCCCAAAAUUCCUUAGAAUCUCACUGUUGUUCCUUGAGAUGGCUCGUACUAAAAUCCGAGGCUGAGGCCCGACUGUUUCGCCCAACUAUUUUGUGUCCCUCUUCAGCCCUUCAGUGUACACCAACCAUGGCCAUCGUCGGCGUCCUCGCUUUACAGGGAUCUUUCAACGAACACAUCACAAGCAGUACUCUGUCUUCAUCGUGGUCAUCAUUUAUAUAAACAUCACAUGAACAUGUUAAUGGGUUUUGAUUGCUGUUUUUGUUUCUCUCCGCAGCACUUAAGCGGCUUGGAGUGAAGGGAGUGGAGAUAAGGAAGCCGAAGCAGCUUCAGAGUGUCAGCUCUCUUAUCAUCCUUGGAGGAGAAAGCACCACCAUGGCUAAACUCGCCGCGCUUCACAAUCUUUUUCCUGCCCUGCGUGAAUUUGUGAAAAUGGGAAAGUCAGUCUGGGGGACAUGUGCAGGUCUUAUAUUCCUGGCAAACAAAGCUACUGGACAGAAAGAAGGUGGACAGGAAUUAAUUGGUGGCCUUGAUUGCACUGUGCAUAGGAACUACUUUGGCAGUCAGCACAGUUUACUGUGAAAUACUCAUCUACCAUUUCUAUGUUGUUCUAUAAAAAAUGGGACCUGGAACUUAAACAGAUGGCAGCAGCACUCACAGCUUUUUAUGACACCCUUCAUUUUCAAUUUCUAAAUACAGUUUGCUGCUACCU